AUGGCAUCCCCAAUAGAAAUCUACCGCAAGGCAUGCACUGCUCUGGAGGUGCCCCCAAAUAGCGGGGUGCUACGCAUUAUGCCUGAGAGCACGGCGCACUUAAGUAGCUUAAGCGUCAUGCAGUUCGGACGCAACUUUCUUGGGGAUCGCGGCAUUGUGCCGCUGAUUUCUGUUCUCGCGCACGCCUCCUCCCUUCACACCCUCAAUCUGCGAGACAACGGAAUCGGGAACGACGGUGUGAGGGCUCUAUGCCGUGGACUGCGCCGCCUGCCAGCACUGAAGGUGCUAGAGUUGAGUGGAAACCCCUUCACAUUUCUGGCAGCGCGGCAACUCGUACACCUUUGCGAGGAUAGCGCCGCACUCACUGUGGUGGGGAUGGAAGCCACGCUCAUGACGGAGCCACUCAAGGCGAGCAUACUUCGUCGCAUUCACGAGGCUGUACAACGUCGGGAGAAGCGAAAGUGGGCUGCAGAAGAAUCUCUUGUAGGUGAACAUGGUGGCAUCAAAGGUGCGGCUGCGGGCGAGGCAGCACGAGAACCAGUAGUAGCGGCAGAAGUUAUGUUACGGUCUGCGACUCCUCUGGUGGAGGAUACGCCUGCGCCGCAUAAUUCGUCUCCGCAUGUUGAGGGUUCUCUCAAUUCUGUACACUCACUCGUCCUGCAAAGUCCCGAGAGUGCUGCAAGGAGCAGUAAGGUCAAACGCGAGGACCCGAAUGAGAAUGAGAAUGAGAAUGAGAAUGAGAAUGAGGGGAGCCAAACCGGAACCAAGCCGAUUGCAUUGGGACCCCCACUGUUGUCCCUGCUGUCAACAAGCGGUGUCAAUGAACAGCCAUCCGCGUGCUUUGAUGGCGACAAAAAGGCGGGGGAAGAAAUCCCUGCCGCUGCGGACGACAAUGGUGUGGAGUGGGUGGCUGACAAAACAAACGGAGAUGCGCUUCCUGAGGAGGCGGAUACGCUGAAAAUGACGCCACUGGAGGUAUUGCUGAGCGAGGAGGAAGAAGCCAUCCGGUGGCAGGCAUCAAAAGUUGAUGUUUCUUCAACAGCAGUCGCUUCCAUCCACACACCUGUUCAUCUCCUUCGAACAGUGUCAAAGUCAGCCGGGAAUGUUUCUGCCACUGCCUACGGAUCGUCCUUCUCGCAAGAGGUACAUGUAGCGGAGGCGGAAGGAAAGUUGAUGGAAUUUGCAUCGACAACGGCAAAGGAAGAUGAGUUUCUCGACCUUCUCUUUGGGAGUGAGGGAGAGUGA
Messenger RNA from Trypanosoma rangeli, 1245 nucleotides. RefSeq names its product putative calpain-like cysteine peptidase. The transcript has a single exon. Gene Ontology annotation, cellular component: nucleus; perinuclear region of cytoplasm; cytosol. The record is from RefSeq and is a predicted model, not a curated record. Gene Ontology annotation, molecular function: GTPase activator activity; small GTPase binding. Lineage: Eukaryota; Euglenozoa; Kinetoplastea; Trypanosomatida; Trypanosomatidae. Gene Ontology annotation, biological process: activation of GTPase activity; nucleocytoplasmic transport. Bases 1 to 1245 code for a protein of 414 amino acids.